Phytophthora sojae is the source of this 4758-nucleotide messenger RNA. RefSeq lists its product as hypothetical. The transcript has a single exon. The record is from RefSeq and is a predicted model, not a curated record. NCBI's taxonomy places the organism in Eukaryota, Oomycota, Peronosporomycetes, Peronosporales, Peronosporaceae. Bases 1012 to 3582 code for a protein of 856 amino acids.
AAGCGUGACUAUGCCCAGAAGCCUACACAUUCGACGUUCGACCCGAAGCUGUACACUUGCCAACGGUGCUAUGUGCCCAGCAUGACCAGCCAAGGUGUGAAAAUUCCGAUGACGCUUAUCCACCGUCGUGAUAUCACGCUGAACGGACAGAACCCGACGCUGCUGAUCGGAUACGGAGCGUACGGCACAAACCUCGAGGCGGACUUUGAGCUGGAGCAUUUAAGUUUGCUGGAGCGCGGCUGGGUGAUCGCACUUGCCCACGUGCGUGGAGGUGGAGAGCUGGGUUUGCAAUGGUACCAGGCUGGCAAAGGCAUGCAGAAGCGCCACACCUUCGACGACUACGUGUCCUGUACUCACCACCUGCUAGACGCAGGCUUCACGAACCCGAAGCGCCUCGCUGGUAAGGGAGUGAGUGCUGGUGGCCUCAUCAUGGGGUAUGUGGCCAACGAGUAUCCGCACCUGUACCAGGCUCUGGUUAUGAAGGUGCCCUUCGUCGACAUCUUGGCGACGAUGCAAGACCCGACUUUGCCGCUGACAGUCCACGAGUACGACGAAUGGGGCGAUCCGAGCGGACCGAAGGCUCGCGAGUACAUUCAAUCGUACGCGCCGUGCGAGAAUGUGCGAGAAAACCAGGUCUAUCCGGCCAUGUUUGUCACGGGUAGUCUGAAUGACCAGCGCGUGCAGUUCUGGGAGCCUGCCAAGUGGGUGUACAAGAUGCGCAAAGUGCAGGCCUCGCUACCGAAAAACGACAAGCGUCUCAUUUUGCUGAAAAUGGGUGAAGACGACGGCCACUUCGGCGGUGGUGGUCGUUUGGAGCAGCUGGAGGAGAGUGCGAUGGAGAUUGCGUUCCUAUAUCGAGCGCUGCGUCUGCCAUUCCCUCCAAAAUAAUGCGACCAAGUCUGUAAAUAGAGGCCUAUCUCUCUCUCUUUGGCUGUGAAGUGUUUUGUAAAGGUCUGAUUGAGUUCAAAGUGCACUGCACGUGCGUACGUAGUGGUGGCCGGGCUGUAGACUAUGUCGGCUACGGCGCAAGAGCUGGAAAAUGAGAUCGCGCAAAUGGAAGACCGACUUGCGAACGUGAAAGUGGUGGUGGAGGUGGAGAAAGAGGCGUGGCGACGGAGCUCACGCACUGGCAAGCGCGGCACCAAGUGGAAGGGGGCGGCACCACCGCGUAAUAAGGACAAAGACUCGGCCCCGCCCUCGACGGCCAGUGCGAAUAAUACAGGAAGUGAUGAUUUCGAUGAAGCGGUGACUAUCAUGCCGGAGUAUUGGGACGCGUUGGAGCUGGCGCAGUAUCUUAAGUCCAAGCAGCUCGGGAGCUACGCGCAGGUGGUGGUGUAUGAACAAAUCACAGGCAAGGUGUUGCUCGACACUCCAGCCCCCAAGCUUCGCAAGCUCUUUGAGGACGUCGACACUUCGGCGGAUGACCCCAGUUGGAAGGCCUUCCAGAACGAGUGCGUGAAGCUCAAAAAGCAUCAACGACGGCUUGAAAAGGCCGUGGCUACCAGCAGAUCGAUGCCAGACUCUGCUCGCUCGCUAGACGCGUCGGCCGAAGCAAGUGACCGCCGCCCGUUUCCGUCUGCAGUGAUGAGCUCAGCGGGCGCCGCCCUUGUGUUCCCGUUGAUCUCACCUCGUGUGCCAGGGCCUCAGAGUGCAAAGCCCCCAACAGGCUCGAACCCUCCGUUCCAACUGCGGAAACCGACGUCAUCUAACAGUAUCCCCAUGGCGACGUGCUGGAACUGCAAAACGCGGUUCUUUCGUCCGCACGUCAAGCGGCCAGCAGGAGGACCCGCUAGUGUUGACCCGACUCAGCCUGUGGUCUCAUCCUCGAUGCGAGCUUCACUCGUCGCACGCGCUUACUGCUCCAAAGCAUGCCAGGAAAGUAUCGAGUCCAGCGACAUCCGCAUUUCGCCGUCUCUCAGUGCUCGCGUUCAAGUUACGUUUGGAUCUACUACUGCCCCAACAGAAGAGAAGACCAAACGCACUCGACCAUCUCGUGUGGCCACGGGGCUCGCUUCCAUGUCGUCUUUAACGAGCGACCAACCAGAUCCAGAUCCGCUAUCGCGUGGUGAUGGUAUCACCACUAAUCGACUCGGAGCCAAUGCGAAUGGAGAUGGCAGUAGUGUUCCACCUCCUCGAUCGAAACGCUUGCGGAAGUUCAAAACUUUCGCUCGACGGUCGUCCAGACCAGACGCAUCGCUGGAUGAUCCGAACAACUUUGACUUCCUUCACGUUGCAGCUCCUAGACGUGAGACGACAGCUGUGUCGUCCGCGUCUCCGCGGCAAGAGUAUGCAGAGAGAGCGAAUAUGGUUCAUGGAGGUCGUCAGGCUUUUGAUGGAGCGAAUGCAUCCGGCACAUUCACGAUGUGCCCAUCAGCAACUUCAUUAGCGAUUAAUUCGUAUCGGACAACCGGAACAAGUGGUGAUCGCUCACCUAACGCCAAACCUGUCCCGCCAGAACUGAUGCUCAGCAACUCGGCGCAACAAGCAGGCCUCAAACAAUCCAAGGUGUACCAGCAGUCCCGGUAUAAGCUGGACCCGGACCUGUUCCAAACCCGAGAAGAAACUUUCUCGAGUUGCUUUGGUGCCCUGCCGCCAAGCAAUCGCUCGUACAGACUCGGCGGUUCGCGGGUGGUCGAUUAUGGCCGCGGAAAUCUCUUGCGGCUGCAAGAGUUCCUUACAGUUCGCGCACUGCAUCGGCUGAGCUUGACGUCACGCGCGUGGUUCGAGCUCAUCACGGUGCCCUCGACCUUCAGUGAUGCGCUGUGGGGUGUACACGUACUGCGCAUAUGGCGGCCAUCGGAGGACGAUGAGGAGUUCUUGCAUGACAUCGGCGUGCUCAAGAAGCCUGAGCGACCUCGACGCAUGCUGCAGAUACUCACACGCCAGGUAUCUCGCGUCAUGGUGGAGAAUAUGAAGGUGCUACUGAACCCUGAGAGCUGGCAACUAGCCACCGUCAUGACGCCUCAAGAAGGCGAGGGCAUCCGCUCGCUGGGUAAAAUGGUGCCGAGGAAGCGGGAUCGCCCGGUUGAGCUCGUUCACCAACACCGGCACCCUCCGCCCGAGCUGUAUGAGCAGGUCACAGCCAUCUACACGCGCGCGGGUGAGAUCGUGGCGGUGUGCGCUCGACAACUGAUCCGGCCAGUCGACCCCAUGGCGCUGCUCACGGACAUUCUGCAAGGGCUGAAGAGCGGCGAGCUUUCGCGCGUGCAGUGCCGCCGCCUCCGACUGUUUUCGCAGACCAACCGGCUACCCUUCGACCAAUGGGGGUUGCUGUCUCACUGCAGCCGCAGCGUGGUGGAGUUCUUCUGGUCUGGAUCGAGCUCGGAAACAGCAGUUACACCGCCGCUGGUGCUGCCCGUUUGGCACCAGAAGAUCUUCAGCAAGCUCCAGCUGGCGCUGCAGCAGCGGUUGCUGGGUAAGGACAGCAUCAACUACGUCAUCAAGGUCGCCCACGACCAGAGCGCGUCGGCGCCCGUGCUUCUGUCGCUCGAGAAGUUCCUCACGCGUUGCCAUACGCACGCGGUGGCCACCAGCACUAGCCAGCAGCCUCGAACAGCCGUCGAGUCUAACGCAACAAUUUAGAUGGCUACACUUUUUGAUUAGUCCAGCGGUUUGAUUGUGCCGCGACUAUCGGGACAGUAUGGUGUACCGUGCAGCGUGGGGUGGAGAGACUGUGCAACAGAGACUCGGUCGAUCUUCUUGCAGCCUGCGAGCUCGUACGUAGGUUGACCCGCACAGAAUGUAUUCUCCACUUGGUACUGCCGUUUGGGGCGUUCCAGCGCGAAGCCACCGAUGCCUAUUACUUGUAGUGCCGCUGGUGGACAGCGAAACGAAGUGUACGACAACUUGUACUGUAACUCAGGAUGACGACCAAUCUGGUCACGCAGCCAGCCAGCAUUGCAGGAUUCUUCCCUGCGGUGCAAUGCGUUCCGGCGGAGCAAGGUGUUCAUCGCAGGGUGCCGCUUAUACAGCAGCGAACGCCCGCUUAUAAGUUUUAAGCGGGGGCCGAUGCUGGCAUCGAGGACCCGCCGCCACGCCACGCUUGCCUUGCGCCGGCGCGGUCAUGCUCGCGCUUGCGCGUGAGAUGAGCACGAACAGCGUUAGCGUCAACGCUGAGCUCCGUCUGCGCGCCCUCCCUCGUCCACGCACGCCAAGCGCGCCGCAACCGAUGAAAAAAUCCAACCGGGCCCGUCGGAGACGAUGUGGUCACCUCAGCCGCGUACCCAUCAAGCCCGGCGAUCCUCGCGCACAGCAAAAAGCGGAACGCUGCCUGGCACACCAAACAUGGCUUGAUCGUGCAUCUUCAUCACCUCUCAUGUGAGUGGAGACUGCGGUAGUAAUGAAAGAGUUGACGAGCGUCGUUAGCCAAGAUUCUUGGUGAUACGCCACAGGCGAUUGCAGACCCGCUGCACAUUGAAGCGGGCCUACGCGACAACCGCGUAGAGUCAGGGGGGGGGGCGCUGCCCUCGUCGGUAAACGAAUGAUGAACCCACAUCGCCCGCAGUGAGGAAUGGUGUUUGUUUUGACAGCGGUGUGUCCAAGAAGCACCGCGGCGUAUGACUCUCGCACCGAGACCGCUUGGAUUCUCGCCUGCCUCACGCUCAAUCCUCUCAACGUGGAGUUUGACACAAGGCUCGCCGACUAAAGCACCAGCGGGACAUAAGGCGGGAGAUAUACCAGCAUCAGCUGCAGACGGACAGCGAGGGAGCGAAUCACGCGAAAUCCCCGUUGCAGUCAGUGCAGCAGAGACCUCGCGCC